AUGGCGGAAGAAGGAAGUAGUCCGAAGAGCCCAGAGGCAAAACUCGGGUUAGAAGUGGAAGACCUUUGGGAUAUACAAGAGCCACAACUUUCUCCCACCGAGAAGCUUAAUGCAUGUUUCGAAAGCAUCCCUGUUUCCCAGUUUCCUCAAGCUUCUGCAUCAGAAGUAAUUGAGAUUAGAUCAGAUGCCAGUCUGGGUGAAGCCGUCCAGUUGCUGUCCCAAAAUAAACUUCUCAGUGCACCUGUUGUGAAUGUUGAUGCACCAGAAGAUGCUAGUUGGAUUGAUAGAUAUCUUGGGAUAGUCGAGUUUGCAGGCAUUGCCGUUUGGAUCUUGCACCAGUCAGAAAAGACAGAGGGGAUAGAUGUGAAGACUGAGGGUGUAGAUGCUGCUGAUGUAUUUGCUAAAGCUUUACAGGAUUCUCAAGGACCUGCUGUAGCAGCAGCAGCCAGUGGAAUGUCUUCCCCAAAAUAUAUAAGCUCGCAGCCUGGGUCUCCUAAAACUGCCGGGGACUUUUUUGAAUUGUUAACGUCUUCUGAUUUCUAUAAAAACACUAAGGUUAAAAACAUCUCAGGAACGUUUCGAUGGGCGCCUUUUCUGGCCUUGCAGCCAUCUAACUCAUUUCUUACCAUGCUUCUACUACUAUCUAAGUACAGAAUGAAGAGUAUACCAGUAGUUGAUUUAGGGGACAAGAAGAUCGAGAAUAUCAUCACCCAAUCUGCAGUAUUCCAUAUGUUGGAGGAAUGUGCAGAUCUUCAGUGGUUCAAAAGCUGGGGAUCUAAGAAACUAUACGAGCUUGGUCUCCCACUUAUGAAACAUACUCGGAUUAUAAAGGUAGAAGAAGAUGAACCAGUUCUGCAGGCAUUUAAAAUCAUGCAGGAGAAGGGAGUUGGUGGGGUGCCUGUUGUUGCUAAUGGAGGAAAUAAAGCAAUUGGUAAUAUAAGCAUCAGGGAUGUUCAAUACCUACUGAUGACCCCCGAUAUAUACAAAGACUACAGAUCCAUCACAGCUAAGAACUUCCUAACAGCUGUUAAAAGCUACUUGGAGGAGAAUCACAAGGAAUCCCCUUUAAUGAGUGGUAUGAUUACUUGUAAAAAAGAUGAUACACUUAAAGAUGUCAUAAUGAAGCUUGAUUCUAUGAAGAUUCAUCGUAUAUACGUGGUUGACGAAGAAGAAAACCUCGUAGGGUUGAUAACACUGAGAGAUAUAAUUUCAAGGUUAGUACAUGAGCCCAGGGGAUAUUUUGGUGAUUUCUUUGACGGUAUUUUACCCAUCCCUCAAACCUCCCGUGUUUAGUCAAAAAAGACUUGUGAUCAAUGAUAACAGCUCAAGUUUUAUUUGUUAGAAAGACCCAGUCAAAAAUCUCCUUUGUAAGGAUUUUUGUCAAGAAGUAUUGUUAAUUUGUAAAUUUUCUGUUUUCGUAUAAUCUGGUUUUCAUGUAAGUGAUGUUAGAAUGAA
Erigeron canadensis is the source of this 1455-nucleotide messenger RNA. RefSeq names its product SNF1-related protein kinase regulatory subunit gamma-1-like. The transcript is spliced from 6 exons. The coding region runs from base 1 to 1293 and encodes 430 amino acids. The record is from RefSeq and is a predicted model, not a curated record. NCBI's taxonomy places the organism in Eukaryota, Viridiplantae, Streptophyta, Magnoliopsida, Asterales, Asteraceae.